ACCGAAUUUUUAAAAAUAUUAACUGAUGUUCAUGCCAGGACCCAGCCCGAAAACCUACAUGAGAGGCGAUAUACCAACAUCGAGAAGGACUUUUGCGCAUAUGAUUAUUUGACGGCUGGUAACGCACACUAUGAAUACAUUUCCGAGAAUAUAUCCACCAUGACAGUUAAGAGCAUUCAACGACAUUUGAAGAAGGAUACUAUCGAUGUUGUAGAAGGUGUCAUCAACGUGAAAGGACUCAAAUCAUAUCUUGAGCGCAACGGAUAUCCGCUGAUUGUAGCACUUUGUGAAGAUGCUACCAAAAUUACAAGCAACGUGGAAUACAACUAUCUUACCGACAGCUUACGUGGAUUAGUCGCUCCAUUAAAUUCUAAUGGUCUUCCUACUCCCAAUCUAUUUGCCGCCAGUUCUCCACAUGUAAUAAUCAACGCAAUUCAUAAAUACCCUGUUGGAAGCUAUGCUUAUGUUCAGCUAGCCUUACCGCUUGCUAUAAACGCUGCACCGUAUGUUCUUUUCCAUACCUGUUCUGAUAACAGAUUCGAAGCAGCUGACGUGUUAAAUCGUUGGACUUACACUGAAAGCAUUCUUAAUCAGCAUGGAAUAAACGUGAUCUCAAAUACAUCUGAUGGAGAUCCACGGUUGCUUAAAGCCAUGAAAAUUCGAGCAGGCUUAGAUAAUGAAAUUACGACAUCCACCUUCAGCCCAUGGUUCAUAGUUCACAAUAAACCCGAAGUACCAAUGAAUGUACAAGAUAUGGUACAUAUUGUAAACAAAUUUCGGAAUCGAUUUCUAAACAAAGAAAUGCAAAUUGGAAAAUUGUUUAAAUGUGAACAGAACAUUGAAAAUAAAUUCUCUUGUUUUAUCGCAGAUAUCGAUCUUAAAGAUAAAAUGAAGCUCGAUCCCACUCUCAAAAUGAUUAAAGAGAAAUUGAUAAAUCAUCUGGAGGCUAAUGUUCAGGACAGUAAAGAAACAGUUUUGUUCCUAAAAAUUAUGCGGCUCAUGUUCAGAUCUUACGUAGAUGAGGACCUUUCACUUUUAGAGAGGGUGCAUGCAAUAUGGACCGCUAAUUUUAUAGUUCGUAACUGGCGCAAUUGGUGUAAAAAACACAUAAAAAUAUUAAAUUUUUAAUAACAACCAAUGCUUACACUUGUCUGGAGCUAAACGCACACGCGCUUGUUUAUUUUAUACAAAAUUGCCGAGACCGUAGUGCCCCCGAGCAGUUUUUAAUUGCACGCUUGUCUAGUCAGCCUACUGAAGCACUAUUUCGACAACUACGAUCAAUGGGAACAGUAAACCAAACAAUCGUCAACUUCACCAUAAAAGAGUUAACAAAUAAACUAAAAAGGAUACAAAUGACAAUAAACAUCAUCCAUAGAAAUAGUAACAUAAUCAAAUAUCCCACACUAACGAAAAAUCAGAACAAGAAAAUCUAUUUUCAAAAUUUGCCUACCGAUGUAGAAAUGCUAGCUGAGAUUUCAAAAGCAAACGAGGCAGCUUGCCAGGCAUUGCUUGACGUCGGUAUUCAAGAACACGACUUCGAUAUGAUUGCAUCCAUCAACCUCAAACUGAUUGGUAAACCAAAGAACACUGAGAUUGUUUAUGUGAAUGAAAGUGCUGGAUUUGUAAAUGAAAGCAACAUUGAAUACAAAAACAUGCAACAUCAUAGGGCAGGGGCUGCAAUAAAAAACAUAGAUUCUCAGACUGAAAAAUGCGAAAGCGUUGAUAAUGAAAACGUAGUGGAGAUUGAAUUUAUAAAUGUUGCCAUGAAUAGUUGGUACAAAUAUGAAAGCGAAAACGGAACAUCAUAUAUUCUUACUAGAGAGAGCAGAGAUUCCAACGAAAGUCUGACAGCACGCGCAACUAUGAAAAACAUGGUACCAGCUUCAAGAAAACAUUCCGUCAACGGUGCACCUGUGUAUUUGGCAUCAGAGUUAUUUACUAACAUGA
Messenger RNA from Wyeomyia smithii (pitcher-plant mosquito), 1947 nucleotides. RefSeq lists its product as uncharacterized. The transcript has 3 exons. NCBI's taxonomy places the organism in Eukaryota, Metazoa, Arthropoda, Insecta, Diptera, Culicidae. The record is from RefSeq and is a predicted model, not a curated record. The coding region runs from base 160 to 1128 and encodes 322 amino acids.